Messenger RNA from Hyposmocoma kahamanoa, 3194 nucleotides. Its product is annotated as heparan-alpha-glucosaminide N-acetyltransferase-like. The transcript has 9 exons. Bases 33 to 1763 code for a protein of 576 amino acids. Lineage: Eukaryota; Metazoa; Arthropoda; Insecta; Lepidoptera; Cosmopterigidae. The record is from RefSeq and is a predicted model, not a curated record.
AACAAACCUCAUGUGUCUACUGUGACUUCAAGAUGCCGCUGGGUCAAUUUGAAAACGUUGGCGUUUUGAUGAGAGAUUGUGAAGGUGUAUUAUUGCAACACGACAGCGCCUGUUUGGAAGUGAUCACUACUGAGAAAGUCACGUUCUGGAGCCAGUAUGAAGAGUGCCAGGACUGUAUGUUGCUGGCUAAAAAGAAUAUCAGUUCCAGUGGAUCUUUAGUCUUUCGCACACUAAGCCCUGUGCAUUAUAGCGUGACGAAAUACGAAGAUGGCAAGGAACCUAUUUGCAAUGGCACGUACUGGUUUGGCGAAUUCGGCCAAUACAAGCUCAAUGUCACGGAAGUUACAAAUAAUGAAUGUUUGCCAAAGAUGACGGCCGAGCCCGACGCGGCGUAUUUGCCCAUUUUGACCACUGUAGUCGUUCUCUUGGCCAUGGCCACAAUGUGGUACGUGGUCAAAGGGAUUGGAAAGAGAUUGGCUGCGGGUAGAUUUAUUGCAAAUUAUUUUGCCAGAGAAGACAACGAGCUGGGUUCAGAAACACGAGUGCUUACGACAGAAGUUAGCGUACCACGUCCCCCUACUCGCUCGCGGCUGCGUUCACUUGACAUAUUCAGAGGGUUCUGUAUUGCGCUCAUGAUUUUUGUAAACGCCGGCGGCGGCGGCUACGACAUAUUCUCGCACUCAACGUGGAACGGCAUCACCGUGGCCGACGUCGUGUUCCCUUGGUUCGCAUUCGCGAUGGGCGAGGCGCUAGUGCUGUCCCUAAACGCCAGACUUCGCACUUCACUACCACGAUGCACUGCAUUUUAUCAGGUGGCCCGCCGUGCCCUAUUCAUGGCUCUGAUAGGCAUAAUUCUGGGCGCAGUGCAAGUCUCCUGGACGAACGUACGUCUACCCGGAGUGCUCCAGCGCUUGGCCGCCAUGUACUUCAUCGUGGGGGCUGUGGAGUGCUUCUUCAUGAGGACAAGCCAGAAUAUAACACCAGGUCGUUCUCUCUUCCGUGACAUAGCAGCCGGAUGGCAACAGUGGGUGGUGACUAUCGCCCUGGUAGCCGUCCAGGUUUGCGUAAGCCUACUGGUGCCCGCUCCGGGCUGUCCCCGCGGCUAUCUUGGUCCCGGGGGGCUCCACCGUUCUGCCCUUGGCGAUCAUACCGUCGCAAACUGCACUGGAGGCAUUGCUAGUUACAUUGAUAGAGUGGUCCUAGGCGCUUCGCACCUGUACAAAAACGGCACCUUCCACAAGCUGUACGACACCACGGUGCCCCACGACCCUGAGGGUCUGCUGGGCAUACUGUCAGGUGUACUGGUCGUGCAAGUCGGAGCUCAUGCCACAAGGAUCAUGUUGGCCUAUAACCACGCACGAGCCCGCAUCAUGCGAUGGGUUUUCUGGUCUAUAAUAUUGGGCGUUACCGGUGGCGCCCUCUGCAUGUUUUCUAAGAACGGCGGUCCGAUCCCGAUCAACAAGAACCUCUGGUCCCUCUCUUUUUGCCUCGUGACGUCCUCUAUGGCGCUCUUCAUACAAGCCGUGUUGUACUUCGUCGUUGAUCUCAAGAAUAAAUGGGGUGGACGACCUUUAUACUAUGCUGGCCAAAACGCCCUAUUCCUCUACAUAGGCAGUGAGCUCCUGAAAAAACACUUUCCCCUCCACUACUGCUUCUCGGCACCGACACACGCGCAGCUGCUCGCCGCAAACGCCGCCGCCAUGCUCAUGUGGCUCGCCGUCGGCAUCGCGCUAUACAAACGACGCGUGUUUAUCACCCUGUAGUGAUUUCUGAUCGCCUUGCACUUGGUCCUAGUGUUGUACGUUAAUUAAUAGAAACUAUCGAUAGUCUAUUAAUAAUGAAGUCGAAAUCUAAUUACAAUACCAGUGGUGCUAUAUAAAGUGUCAGUACUGCAUCGAGUAAUACUAUGAAUGAUGAGCGAUAUUAUUCGUGAUAUUUCAUUAUGUUGCAAACAAUAGUACCGCCAAUUUUCAUAGGAAGUAUCCUAAUGCUAAUAAGCGUUGUCGAUAGUAACAGCACUAUUAGUAGUAGUAAUAGUAUAAACACUAAUAGAACAACAAUGCGAUCGAUAUCGAUAAGUGCGUUCGAGUACGGACACUGUUAGUGAUAAGUGUUAGGAUACUAUUGUAGUAUGUUGAUUUUGUUCCUAUAUAAAUUUACUAAAAGUCUAUCGAUAGUGAAUUUGUAAAUAAUUGUACAACACUACUUGGACUUUGGAGACUUGUACGGUAUGUAUGGUAACGUUUCGGCUGUAGCGCGAUCUGGCACAGAAUACCUAACUGUAUUAGCACUUGAAGACCAAAUCAUAGAACGCUGAAAAAUGAUUACAAUAAUCUCAGUACAGAGUACUAAAACAACCGACUUCCAAAGUCAUUCAUCCCCUAGUUUGCCACCCUUGAAUAUUUUCUUCCAAUUUAAACUUUUUCCAACAAAAAAAGAAUCGUCAAAAUCGAUUAUCGCGUAAAACAUUAGAAAACAGUCAAAUUGAGAACCUCCUCCUUUUUGAAGUCGGUUAAAAAUGUCCCAACAUAGUGAAAUUUCAUUAAAAAAAAGAAAAAUUAAAUCAAUAGAGUCAACACAAUCACACAGUAAUAUUAUGCAAAGUACUCUUAGGUUUUCUUCUAGGGUUAGGGUUUCUUUGUUAGGUUUGGCACUGACAAUAAUUUCUCAUACAUCCGACGAAUGAGCGCAUAAUUUCCCAACAGUAUAGGCAAUACCGUCUGCCGCUGUAGGUAUUUGUAGCGCGCGUAAGGAGUGCGCAAGAUCCAUUAUUGGCCCUAUGCGCUAUAAAGCCGUCAGGUUUCGACCGCGGAUUGCAAUUGCGUAUGUAUUGGCAAUUCGGUAAAAACAACGUUGAAGCACUAAGCAACCACGAAUUGUGAGCACUUGAAGUGCUUUCAUUUGACGCGAUAUGCAGCGGAGCACUUCAGCAGACGACGAACAAUCGACUGCGGGACUCAGUGUAUUAAUUAAUAUGAUAUAACAAACGUUGGUAUGAAACGACCACGUUAUGGUAAUUACGGGUCGGCCUGUCUUCAGAGGACAGACUGACCACAGUGUGGGAUACGUCCUCCUUUUUUGCCAAAAGGGAAAAAAUGUAUUGUCUACUAUAGUCGUCAAGAGCAAAACUAUGUUUCCAAAAUCUUUUCAAAGUAAAACUUCUCCCAAUAUAAGUAUUUAUAAAAAAAAUUAUC